AGUGAUUGUUAUAUACCCCCCCCCCCCCCCCCCCCGCACACACACACACACAGGCGCAAUUGAUACUGUACGUGGACAACAAUGAAGGGAUUCUAUUUUACAUAGAUUGAAACAAUUCUAUCUUGUGACGUCAAUGUUGACAUCGUUACCCAGUAUGAUCAAGGUCAAAACAAACUUUAAAACUAUUUAAACAGAUAAUAUAUACAGGCUGACGCACCGCACAGGUAUUUAAUCACAGGACUAGACGGAAGGUCGAACUAACAGGGAGGCCAUGUUGGAUUUUCAGUGAACUCAUGUGACCCCGGACAUCAGAAAUGGACCCGUUCCGCAGAGCCCAGAUUAUCCUAUUGUGUGACCUCUGUAAAACUGCCCACCUACAGAGUCACUGUGAACGUUGUGAUAUAAAUCUAUGCCAGACCUGUGUUGGGAAGCACCUCUCGGAUUCGUCUAUAAGACACAAAGUCGUGCUCUAUAAAUACCGAAAAUCUCUUAACUACUCAACAUGUCCACACCACGCCGACGAACUCUGUAAACAUUACUGUGAGAAAUGUGAUCUUCCUGUCUGUUCUACCUGCGUCUCCUCAAGUAAACACAAAGGUCACGAUAUAUCAGAUAUUCUGGAAAAACUCAGCUCUAAAACAGAAAGUUUACAGAAAGAUCUGGACGAACUCGAGACCAGAAUUUACCCGCGAUAUGAAGAAAUGGCGUCCGAUGUUCAAACUGAGAAAGCCCCGUUAGAAACGAAUUACGGAGAACUAACAACAAUUGCCGAUCAACAAGGAGAAAUCUUACACCGGGAAAUCACCGCCAUUGUCAACCAGCGGAAAUCCGACAUUCAGGAGAUGAAAAACAAACACCUAUCUACCCUGAAUAAAAAUACAGAAGAAAUCACACAGAAAAUGGCGGAACUCAAACAGAUCAUGUCCGACUUGAAAUCAAUCCUAAAAUCAAAUGACGUCUCCUUAACCUCUACUUACAAAUCUAGGAAUUCUGAAUUUAGAACAUUACCGCCUAAAGUCCGAGUUACAGUACCCAGUUUGUCUGCUCAGAAAAUAAACAAAGAUCAGCUCAAUGAGAUGUUUGGUUCUCUGUCGCCAUUAUCCAUUAACACAGAACAUGGCGACACAAUGAAGUCAGCAGAAGCUGUAUCGUCUCCUCCAGUCAAACCACUGCUUGAUGAGCCGCGCGUCACCGCCACCAUAGACACUGGGUAUAGACAACUAUUCAGUGUUAGCUGUCUGAGUGAAGAUCAAGUCUGGACAUGCAGUCAGUUAAACAACACCAUGAAGCUGCUCAACCUCCAGAGUGAACUACUGACAUCUAUACAAACCAAGUCAGGGGACACACCAACAGACAUAGCAGUGACACGGGACGGAGAUCUUGUUUAUACUGACGAUAGUAAUAACACCGUGAACUUAAUUAAGAAUAAACAGAUACAGACCGUGAUCACACUACAGGGGUGGAGACCUCUCUCUGUCUGCAGUACCGCCUCUGACGAUCUCCUGGUUACCAUGGACAGUGAUGAUUACAAACCAUCCAAAGUCGUGCGUUACUCCGGCUCCACAGAGAAACAAAGCAUUCAGUUUGAUGAUCAGGGUCGUCCUCUCUACUCAUCUGAUGCUUACAUUAAAUACCUCAGUGAAAACAAGAACCUGGAUAUCUGUGUGACUGACCAGUCAGCUAGUGCAGUAGUGGUGGUCAAUCAGUCAGGAAAACUCCGAUUUAGAUACACUGGUCAUCUCUCUAAUACCAAGCAAUCAUUUAAACCAGUGGGCAUCACUACAGACAGCCAGAGUCACAUCCUGACAGCAGACCGUCACAAUGACCGUAUCCACAUCCUAGAUCAGGACGGACAGUUCCUCCGUUACAUUCACUGUGAUUUAGAGUCUCCAUUAGGUUUAUGUGUGGACAUCAGAGACAACCUCUUUGUGGCUGAGUGUAUCACUGCUAAAGUGAAAAAAAUCCAAUAUCUAUAAACACAGUGUUAAUUACACAGCUCUACACAGUGUUAAUUACAUGUCUGAAACAUGUUCAUUAAAUAUCUUUACAGUGUGUGUUAAUUACAACAUCAUGUUAAUUGCAUCACUUGUUAAUUUCAACCCUGUGUUAAUUACAACCCUGUGUUAAUUACAGCCCCUUGUUUGUGAUGUGUAAUUAACAUGUACUUCUGCUAGCAAGUUUACUGAAAAUAAGUCAUUCACUGGUGUUUAGUAAAACCUGUAUUGUGUUUAGUAAAACAUCAUUAACCUUAGUAUACUAAUUACUGAUCCAAAUGUGUUACUAGUUAAUUAUCUAUUGAUUUACAAUCUUUUGUGGACUAAUUUGACUGUGUUACUAGUUAUCUAUAUACAAUCUUUUGUGGACUAAUUUGACUGUGUUACUAGUUAUCUAUCUCUAUACAAUCUUUUGUGGACUAAUUUGACUGUGUUACUAGUUAUCUAUACACAAUCUUUUGUGGACUAAUUUGACUGUGUUACUAGUUAUCUAUAUACAAUCUUUUGUGGACUAAUUUGACUGUGUUACUAGUUAUCUAUAUACAAUCUUUUGUGGACUAAUUUGACUGUGUUACUAGUUAUCUAUAUACAAUCUUUUGUGGACUAAUUUGACUGUGUUACUAGUUAUCUAUCUCUAUACAAUCUUUUGUGGACUAAUUUGACUGUGUUACUAGUUAUCUAUCUCUAUACAAUCUUUUGUGGACUAAUUUGACUGUGUUACUAGUUAUCUAUACACAAUCUUUUGUGGACUAAUUUGACUGUGUUACUAGUUAUCUAUAUACAAUCUUUUGUGGACUAAUUUGACUGUGUUACUAGUUAUCUAUAUACAAUCUUUUGUGGACUAAUUUGACUGUGUUACUAGUUAUCUAUCUCUAUACAAUCUUUUGUGGACUAAUUUGACUGUGUUACUAGUUAUCUAUCUCUAUACAAUCUUUUGUGGACUAAUUUGACUGUGUUACUAGUUAUCUAUAUACAAUCUUUUGUAGACUAAUUUGACUGUGUUACUAGUUAUCUAUAUACAAUCUUUGGUGGACUAAUUUGACUGUGUUACAAGUUAUCUAUCUUAUCAAAUCUUUUAAAGAAACGUGAAUAAUUGUGAAGUACUUAGAGUUUUCAUUUUGUUAGUAUUUUGUGUGUAGCCAUGAAUUAUAGUACAUCCACAACACUUACAUAUUAUUUGGAUGUCCUUGUUUUAGUGUGAUAAACUACUAAUUGAACAUUUUUCUUUUUGUUAAUUAUGUAUUUCAAUAUGUGUUAUAAUUUUCAAUGUAUAUAUUAGAUAAACAUGAUACAGA
Ostrea edulis (European flat oyster) is the source of this 3289-nucleotide messenger RNA. RefSeq names its product E3 ubiquitin-protein ligase TRIM71-like. The transcript is spliced from 2 exons. The record is from RefSeq and is a predicted model, not a curated record. NCBI's taxonomy places the organism in Eukaryota, Metazoa, Mollusca, Bivalvia, Ostreida, Ostreidae. Gene Ontology annotation, molecular function: protein binding; zinc ion binding; ubiquitin protein ligase activity. Gene Ontology annotation, biological process: proteasome-mediated ubiquitin-dependent protein catabolic process; protein polyubiquitination. Bases 315 to 1976 code for a protein of 553 amino acids.